This is a messenger RNA of Botrytis porri, 1101 nucleotides long. RefSeq lists its product as uncharacterized. The transcript has a single exon. Bases 1 to 1101 code for a protein of 366 amino acids. Lineage: Eukaryota; Fungi; Ascomycota; Leotiomycetes; Helotiales; Sclerotiniaceae. The record is from RefSeq and is a predicted model, not a curated record.
AUGUCCUCUCCACAACCGCCAGAUCCCACCCCCACAAUAACCAGCUUCGCACAGCACACCAUGGGCCCCUCUCUCCAACGCUACCUCGACAUAAAAGUGCACCACCUCGUGCCUUCCCAACCCUGGACUGAAAUAGAAGUCGUAGGCCACCACAUCCGUUCUGCCCCAGCCAUCAUCUACAACGGCGAAAAAACCGACAAAUCAUUCAACUAUCAACGACCCACCGCCACGAUCCUGGGAGAGGGAAAACUGCGCAUCAAUUGUUUCCCAGGACGAGAUUAUGUAAAACAUUAUGCUAAUAUCGUAGCGACGCACUUAGCAAUCGAGGGGAAAGAUCCUGGGAUCGUGAAAAUUAAAUUCCCCCUAGAAAACGCAGGGUAUGAAGAAUUCAUGAACUCGAAUCUGAGGGGUUUAGCGGGGGAUAAAACGAAUUUGGUGAUAGUAGGAUCGCUCCCGAGAGAUAUAUUGCGAUCAUCCGAACCGUGGAAAGAUGAAGAGAAUGAGGAUGAAUCAUUUUCGUGGCAAACGGUUACGAAGAAACAUGGAUUGAAAGUUACGAUCUUGAAAUGUCGAACGAGUUUCUGGGGAGAUUUAGCGGGGGAUCUCGUGAGAUGUUUGGAGAAAAUCUGUGGGGGUACGCUGCAAUACGUGGUUUAUGUUGGGAAACUGGGCGUGUUGAAACAGGAAUACACGCCUAAUAGGACGUUAGCGACGGGCUCGAUGAGUUUCGUCAAUGGGGAAUUUGUCGAGUGGGAAAAUCCGAUGAGUGAGAAGAUUCUGGGGAAUGUAGCGAGAGGAACACAUUAUACGUCGGCGUCGGUGUUGGAUGAAGAUCAUGCGUGGUUUAAAAAGGCAAACAGGGAGUUUUGUUGGGUGGACCCGGAGAUUGGUCAUAUGGCUUUGGCGGCGAGGGAGAGGGGAGUGAGGUUUGGGUUUUUGCAUAUGGUGUCGAAUAAUCUGGCGGGGGGGUACGAGUUUGAUUUGGCGAAUGAGAGGGAGAGGGGGGUGGUUGAGGAUAGAGUGGUGUUGAGUGGGUGGAUUGAGAAGAUUUUGAAUGGGUUUGUUGUUGAGUUGGAUGGGAAACUGGGGGAAAAGGCCUAA